Molecule: messenger RNA, 2151 nt
Organism: Thermothelomyces thermophilus ATCC 42464
Lineage: Eukaryota; Fungi; Ascomycota; Sordariomycetes; Sordariales; Chaetomiaceae
Exons: 3
Coding region: 418-2085 (555 amino acids)
Biological process (GO): transmembrane transport
Molecular function (GO): transmembrane transporter activity
Source: RefSeq, a predicted model, not a curated record
CCGCGCUCGGAGAUCGAGACAAGGGGAAUGUGGCCGAAAAAGGCCGUUAAUAAUAAACGUCAUGGAGCCCGCCCUCCUUCGAGUCUCCCUCUUCCAACGUCGCGGCUUUUUGUUGUGUUGUGUCCCACAGCCGACGAACACUACCGGCGUCGGUGACGCUGUUUGUUUCUUAGGGAGCCACUCGAUCGUGGCGAAUCGUCGAAGUAGUGACCACCACUACUAGGUGAUGCGCAUAGCUUUGACGCACCCCUUUGGAUCACUUCGACCACCUAUCUCGGCGUGAGAUGACCCGAGCUCGCCCGAACUGCCUUCGGCCGUGACUUUUCCUUGACUUGGGAACCCCUGCGACGAAAAGGAAAGUAGGAAAACGACAACGAACAAGGAGCAGCAACAGCAGCACCAACAACACCAGCAGCAAUGGACGAAAAAGAAGAGAGCGAGGCCAGGUCGGGCCGCGAUCCCAGCCGCUCCGACGCGGAAGUGGGAGAAGAAGAAGGAACCGAGACGGCCACAGAAAGCCAGACAGUAGUAACCGCGGCGACACCUCCCUCGAUAGACGACACGGAAAAGGGGCUCCUCAGCAGCACCACUUCCUCGUCCCAUCCCAACCCCCAUGAGCCCAUCCGCACGGCGGUGCCGGCAGCCGCAACAACGCCGACAACAGAAGCAGCAGCAGCAGCACCAGCACCAGCAGCCCGUCCAAAGUCCCCCCCGUCUCCCGCGGCGGGCCGGCGCCUCAGCGACGAGACCGUCGCGACUCUCCGGCGCGAGCGCUCCCACAACGGCUGGGGUUGCGACGGCGACGUCGAAGCGGGCGGGGCUACUGCCACCGAAAGCGACGGAGGCGAGAAGGGACUGCCGCAGACGCAGACGCAGACGCAGAAGCAGCAGCAGCAGCAGCAGCAGGGCGAGGGGGAGGGGUCCGAGCAGGAGGAGAAGGACCCCUUCGAGGUCGGCUGGGACGGCGGCGACAGCGACCCGAUGUGCCCGCGCAGCUUUGCUACCUGGCGCAAGUGGCUGAUCAUCAUCAUCACGAGCGUCGGGUCCUUUUGCGUGACGAACGCGUCGGCAUCGUAUACGGCAACCUACGCCCAGAUGGACGCCGAGUUCGGCAACUCACGGCUGGUGGCCACGCUGGGGCUCUCGUUCUUCGUGCUGGGCAUCGCGCUGGGGCCGUUCUGGUCGCCCCUCGCCGAGUUCUACGGCCGGCGGCCGAUCUACCUCUGCUCCUUUGCCGGCUUCAUCAUCUGGCUGAUCCCGUCGGCCGUGGCCAAGAACAUCGAGACCAUGAUCGUCGCCCGCUUCUUCCAGGGCCUGGCCGGAAGCGCGUUCCUGUCCGUCUCGGGCGGCACCGUCGGCGACCUCUUCACGCGCGACACCAUGCUGGCGCCCAUGUCCGUCUUCGCGCUCGCCCCUUUUGUUGGUCCCUCGCUCGGACCGCUCGUCGGCGGCCUGAUCAACAUGUAUACCAACUGGCGCUGGACCCAUUAUGUGUUGCUCAUCUGGGCCGGCGUGCUGUUGCUUACCAUUGCCCUGUUCGUCCCGGAGACGUACCAUCCGGUGCUGCUCAAGAGAAAGGCAGAAGAACUCCGCAAGUCGACCGGCGACCAGAGGUGGCGCGCCCCUAUCGAGAAGAUGACCAGGUCUGUCUCCAGGACGGUGGCCUACUCCUUGCUCCGGCCCUUCCAGAUCCUCUUCUUUGAGCCCAUGGCCCUGAUCCUCAACAUCUACACCGCCAUCCUCCUCGGCAUGCUCUAUCUCUUCUUCGGCGCCUUCCCCCUCAUCUUCCGCACCAACCACGGCUUCAACCUGUGGCAGGUCGGCCUGACUUUUAUGGGCCUUUUGGUUGCCAUGAUCACCGCUUGUCUGAGCACACCUUUCUGGUCCAGACUCCGGCAAAACAUGGUGGCCAAGCGGCACAAGGAGACAGGCGUGCUCAAGACCGAGCCAGAGGACCAGUUGCCGCCCGUCAUAGUUGGUGCGCCGCUGAUUACCGGAGGCCUGUUCUGGUUCGGCUUCACCACGUACCCCGAGGUACAUUGGAUCGUGCCCAUCAUCGGUUCUGGCGUGUUUGGUCUAGGGUAAGUGCAAUACAUAGUAGUUUCCCGGCCCCUAGGUUUACAUAUCAUUUUCCUACUUCUCUUCCCUAUU